This is a messenger RNA of Monodelphis domestica (gray short-tailed opossum), 1187 nucleotides long. NCBI's taxonomy places the organism in Eukaryota, Metazoa, Chordata, Mammalia, Didelphimorphia, Didelphidae. The record is from RefSeq and is a predicted model, not a curated record.
AUGAACCAGGAAGAAUGCCUAGUGAGCCUGAGCCUACUGGAUAUCCCCCAGAGAUUGUUCUGGGACACACACCUCUGGCCACUGCUCAAACCUACCAUCAACAGCCCCAACAGGAUCCCAGUGGAGAAUGUUGACAGUGUCUCAUUGACCUGCAACGCUACAGGUCAAAUUGACACUUACCGGCAAAAUUCACUUGGUUGCACAAGGGAAAAAAAAUUGAGUCACUCAGCCAAACUCUCUAUUCCUAAUGUGUCCCUGAAGCAUGCUGGAACCUAUAUCUGUCAUGCAUCUAACUCAUACACUGGCUUAAAUAACACCAAAGACAAGAAUCUUACAAUCUAUGUUGAAGAAAAGAAGUUUGCUAUCUCUGAAGAAAACAAGAAUUUUAUAGUCAAUGCCGAGUUUACAAUGUAUGAGAACUUGAUGAAACCCAACAAAAUCAAUAGAACCAGCUUUGUCAUAGAGAAUGGCACCGCAGUCUUGACAUGUAACACAGAGGAUGAACAUUUACCAGAUAUUUGGUGGUACUACAAGAAUAAGAGACUGAUCCUCAAUGACAGGAUGACUCUGUCUGAUUAUGACCAGACCCUCACCAUCAUGCCUGCAAAGAGAGAAGACAGUGGAGCCUAUCAUUGCGAAAUGUGGGAUCCAUUCCUUGUUCAUACAAGUGACUCAUUCAACCUGGUUGUCUGCUAUGGACCAGAGAAAAUCAAGAUUCUUCCAAGCUCUGUUAAUGGCCAGAUUGAGGUCACAUUCAAUGAGAAUUUGACUUUAGGGUGUCAGGCUAAUUCUCAACCUCUGGCUCAUUAUACGUGGCAAGUCAAUGGUUCUUCUAUAUCUGGAAAUUCAAGAAAGACUUACACAAUCUCCCAAGCAUCAUGGGAAAAUGCUGGAGCAUAUACAUGUAUAGCAACGAACGAAGUGGCUAACACAACUAUCUCUACAAAGAUCACAGUCAGGGUGAUUGCAGAUAAAUCUCAUUCACUCUAUGGAAAAUCCAUUAAGGGCAUUGUGAUUGGAUCCAUAGUUGGAGUGACUCUCAUGGGGACUCUCAUCUCUAUCUAUCGCCAGUUCUUCAGAGAACCUUCACAGUAGAACAAAGUUUCUAAUCUGGUUUAAUUCCCUUGUAGUCUGUAUCCCUGAAUGGGGAAGAGAAACCAAAAUGGUUCUCAGCACCCUGUACCCAC